This is a messenger RNA of Motacilla alba alba, 8972 nucleotides long. It is a transcript of the gene TRPC5, whose product is annotated as transient receptor potential cation channel subfamily C member 5. Bases 562 to 3531 code for a protein of 989 amino acids. The record is from RefSeq and is a predicted model, not a curated record. Lineage: Eukaryota; Metazoa; Chordata; Aves; Passeriformes; Motacillidae. Gene Ontology annotation, biological process: calcium ion transmembrane transport; manganese ion transport; regulation of cytosolic calcium ion concentration. The transcript has 12 exons. Gene Ontology annotation, cellular component: membrane; cation channel complex. Gene Ontology annotation, molecular function: store-operated calcium channel activity; inositol 1,4,5 trisphosphate binding; protein binding.
UGCGGGGUGUGUGUCUGUGUGUCGCUGUGUGUGUCUGUGUGUCGCUGUGCGGGGUGUGUGUGGCUGUGUGCGUGUUCGGGGCGGGUGUCUCCUGCCGAGGGGCGGCGUGUGCCCGUGAGCGGGUGCGGGGGGCGCGGCGUGUGCCCGGCCGCUCGGCUCGGCUCCGCUCGGCUCCGCUGCGCUCGGCUCGCCCGGGGCCCGGCUGCCGCCGAGGGACGGGCGGAGGCGGCGGGAGCAGCGCGGGGAGCUCCCGGCGGGGUUUUUGGGGAGGCGGCUCGCAGCCCUGCCCGCCGCCGCCGCCGGGGCGCGGAGCGCGAUGCGGCGGCCGCCCUGCCCUGCCCGCCGGCGGCGCGGAGCCGCGGGGCCGCGGGCGGCGGCGUAGGGACCGGCCGGGCAGCGGGCAGCGGAAUGGGGGCGCCCGGCGGAUCGCGGAUGAGCCCCGGGCCCGCGGGCACCCCGGCGGGUACCGCCUGACGGAGCGGCGCGGAGGGCUCCGUGAAGCUCCUCAGAAGCCCUUGAGAACACUUUUCAGCCAGGCAGGUUGCCUGGUCACUAUGAACCAUGGCCCAGCUAUACUACAAAAAGGUCAACUUCUCCCCGUACCGAGACCGGAUCCCACUCCAGAUCGUGCGAGCGGAGGCAGAGCUCUCGUCGGAAGAGAAAGCCUACCUCAGUGCUGUGGAGAAGGGGGACUAUGCCAGCGUGAAACAUGCCUUGCAGGAGGCAGAGAUCUACUACAACAUCAACAUUAACUGCAUGGAUCCUCUGGGUCGCAGUGCCCUCCUAAUAGCCAUAGAGAAUGAGAACCUGGAGAUCAUGGAGCUGCUGCUGAGCCACAGCGUCUACGUGGGGGAUGCUCUGCUCUACGCCAUACGGAAGGAGGUGGUGGGAGCUGUGGAGCUGCUGCUCAAUUACAGGAAGCCCAGUGGUGAAAAACAGGUUCCAACCCUGAUGAUGGACACCCAGUUUUCGGAGUUCACUCCGGAUAUCACCCCCAUCAUGCUGGCGGCUCACACCAACAACUACGAGAUCAUCAAACUGCUUGUCCAAAGACGGGUGACAAUCCCACGGCCACACCAGAUCAGGUGCAACUGUGUGGAAUGUGUCUCCAGCUCCGAGGUGGACAGCCUGAGGCACUCCAGGUCAAGGCUGAACAUCUACAAAGCCUUAGCCAGCCCUUCGUUGAUUGCCUUAUCGAGCGAGGAUCCCAUCCUGACCGCCUUCCGGCUGGGCUGGGAGCUGAAGGAGCUGAGCAAGGUGGAAAAUGAGUUCAAGGCUGAGUAUGAAGAGCUGUCACAGCAGUGCAAGCGUUUUGCUAAGGACCUUUUGGACCAAGCACGGAGCUCCCGGGAGCUGGAGAUCAUUCUCAAUCACAGGGAUGAUCAGAGCGAAGAGCUGGAUCCCCAAAAGUGUCACGAUUUGGCAAAGCUAAAGGUAGCAAUAAAGUAUCACCAGAAAGAGUUUGUUGCUCAGCCAAACUGCCAGCAGCUACUAGCAACGCUUUGGUACGACGGCUUUCCAGGAUGGAGGAGGAAACACUGGGCAGUGAAACUCCUGACCUGUGUCACCAUUGGACUGCUGUUCCCCGUGCUAUCCGUGGCGUACCUGAUUGCACCCAAGAGCAGGCUGGGACUGUUCAUUAAAAAGCCAUUUAUCAAGUUUAUCUGCCACACUGGCUCCUACCUGACCUUCCUGUUCAUGCUCCUGCUGGCAUCGCAGCACAUCGUCAGGACAGACCUCCACAUGCAGGGGCCACCUCCCACCAUCGUGGAGUGGAUGAUCCUGCCCUGGGUUCUAGGUUUCAUCUGGGGAGAAAUCAAGGAAAUGUGGGAUGGUGGAUUCAAUGAGUAUGUGCAUGACUGGUGGAAUCUGAUGGAUUUUGCAAUGAACUCCCUCUAUCUUGCAACUAUCUCCCUUAAAAUCGUUGCCUAUGUCAAGUACAACGGCUCUCGCCCGCGGGAGGAGUGGGAGAUGUGGCACCCGACCCUGAUUGCAGAAGCCCUCUUUGCAAUAUCCAACAUCCUGAGUUCCCUGCGGCUCAUCUCCCUGUUUACAGCCAACUCACACCUGGGACCCCUGCAGAUCUCUCUGGGACGCAUGCUGCUAGACAUCCUCAAAUUCCUUUUUAUCUACUGCCUGGUGCUUCUGGCUUUUGCCAAUGGACUGAACCAGCUUUAUUUUUAUUAUGAGACCAGUGCCUCGGAGGAACCCAACAACUGCAAGGGGAUCCGAUGUGAGAAACAGAACAAUGCCUUCUCCACACUUUUUGAGACCCUCCAGUCACUCUUCUGGUCUGUGUUUGGGCUGCUGAAUCUCUACGUGACCAACGUGAAAGCCAGACACGAGUUCACAGAGUUUGUUGGGGCCACGAUGUUUGGGACCUACAACGUCAUCUCCCUCGUCGUGCUGCUGAACAUGCUCAUAGCCAUGAUGAACAACUCCUACCAGCUCAUUGCUGACCACGCGGACAUCGAGUGGAAGUUUGCGCGGACGAAGCUCUGGAUGAGUUACUUCGACGAAGGCGCCACUCUGCCCCCUCCUUUUAACAUCGUCCCCAGUCCCAAGUCAGUCUGGUACCUGUGCAAGUGGAUCCACAACCAGCUGUGCCCAGGAGAUGACUCUGACAAUGAACAGAAGAGGCACGAAAACCUCAAAACAUUCACAGAACGUCAUGCUGACAACCUGAUUCAGAAUCAACACUACCAGGAAGUUAUAAGAAAUCUUGUGAAAAGAUACGUCGCUGCAAUGAUAAGAACUUCCAAAACCAACGAAGGUUUAACUGAAGAAAACUUCAAGGAAUUAAAACAGGACAUCUCGAGUUUUCGCUAUGAAGUUCUUGACCUCUUGGGCAACAGGAAGCCCCAGAGGAGAAGUUACUCCACCAGCAGCACAGAGGUGUCCCAAAAGGAGGAAACAAACGAGGAUGGUGCUGGAGAAAAACCCAGAACCAAGAGCGUGUCUUUCAAUGUAGCCAACAAGAAAAAAGACUUCAACGUAUCUGCUCUGAUUAAAACCAUGUCUGGGAUCAACAUGGUGGAGGAGAAGCCAAAAAGCAACGGGAUCAGCAAGCGCUCCUUUGUGCGGAACGGGAACAGAGUCCAGAGACUCUCCAGCUCCAAGAAGGAGUCCUUCAAGAGGCUGGGCCUGCUCUUCUCCAAGAUGAACGGCCACGUCCCCGAGCCCAGCUCUGAACCCAUGUACACCAUUUCAGACGGGAUCAUCCAGCCACACUACAUGUGGAAAGACAUUAAAUAUUCUCCCAUGGACAGAGAGAGGGAAGAGAAUUGUUCCAAAAGUGAAAUUAACCUCAAUGAGGUGGCCUACAGUGGGAACACGAGACUUACAGGACAGAGCAAGGAGUGCCCUGUGGUUUGUACCAGUUCCCUUCACUGUGCUUCCAGUAUUUGUUCCUCUAACUCCAAACUUAUAGACUCGUCAGAGGAUGUGUUUGAUUCAUGGGGAGAGGCCUGUGACUUGUUUAUAAACCAGUGGAAAGACGGGCAGGAGGAUCAUGUUACCACUCGGCUCUGAGCAAAGCUCUCUUAACUCUCACUGCAAAACUCAGCCAAGUAUUGGUAAUUGUUUGCUCUCAUCUGGUUCAGCAUCACUGUUUCCUUUCUGUCCACAGAUGAAAAAAAAGUGUAAACCUACUUAUGUUAUAGCCUAUUUUAUAGCCAUCUGCACCUUUUUUAAUUUACUUUUGUUACACUCACUAAUACUAAACUAAUGGUUUCACCAUUUAUAAGGUUGCCAUAAACCACAGGAAUCCCUUUGGAUGCAGUCUUAGUCUCCAAACCCCACAGACUUCAGGCAUGCAGGUGGCUGAGGAAAGGAUUUCUCCAGUGCUCCCAUCAUCAUCCCACCCCAGCUGGGUUUCAGUGCUGCUGUCCAGCACCAUUGGCUCUGCAUCCUGCUCGGUGUUGCUCAUCAACACAAACAGCUGUUCAGCAGGAGGCUGAGAAUCACACUGAAAAUGUUACUUAAAAGGGUUUUGACCUAUAACUGGGGUUUUAUUUUUUUGUUUCCCUUAAGCAAUAUGACUUCUGAUUCUUUUGGUUGUGCUUGUUUUUUCAGGCCAUUAUAUUAAUAUUGUAUACUAUUGCUGAAUAUGAGAUCCCUUUGAUCAUCCACCUGGAACAUGUUUUUGUUGAUAACAUAUUUGCUUAUUUACCUAAUUUCCCUUUUGGGGAGCAGAAGGACCUUGCAAUUAGGCUGACAGUGGGAGCCAGCACCUGGCCUUGCCUCCAUCUCCUGUGUAGAUGAACUGAAAAAAAAUCAACCCAAACCAACCCUGGCUGCUUGAAAUACAAACCUCAGAGUAGUUUCUAAUAGGCUGAACCAAAACCCAGCUCUAAGCCUUGCCCUUAUUUUGCAAUUCCUAAUUUUGCUUCCAUACUGCAUUCACUUUUUGCUGCCUCUCUGAUGGGUGUCGGGGAAAUCUAUCUCCUGAGGGAGAGCAUCUUCCCUGGGCCCCUGAGCUGCAGGUCUGAAAAGCAGCCUAAGCAAGAGCUGCAGCAGCAUGGAACAGCUCUGCAGGUCCUUCUCUGAGGUGCAACAAAAAAGAGUGUGGCAGGAGGUGGUCUCUUUUAUUAUCUUUUCUUUCCCCAGCUGUGGGGGUGUCUGGACAGAGCUUAGCACUGUCACUGUUGCUGUCCCAACGAGCAUCAAAGGUGGGGAAAAACCCCAUCAAGGGCAAGGUGGUUGAAUUUUAACAGGGAUUUUUUAGGGGGGUUUAUUUUAAAUUUUUACAAUGGGAUGCUUGACCUUUCUUCUGCAGAGUUGCUAAGAAGCACAGAUGACUGGCACUCAGCACCACUCAGAGCUGUUCUUGGUCAGCUGCUUCCUUGGAGGGAGCAGAUCCUGCCAGGAGCUUGGGAAUGGGUUCAUUGCUGCCCUCAUUCCUGCUCUCCUGCCAGGCUCUGCUCCCAGGAGGGGCUGUGGAGCAUUUCCCCAGGGGGCCUGCCAGCAAUCACCUCACCUGGGAACUGGGUUGUGAAUUGCCUCUGGAGAAACAUCAUGCUGGGAAACCUGCACCUGCCCCUGGAGCAGGUCAGACUGCACCAGCGAGGGGCACGAGCAGCUCUGCUGGCAGCACGGAGGGUCAGGGGGAUGAGAGAUGCUGGAGCGCCUGCAGCUGGGCACGCUGCCUGAGUUUUAACCCUGCCUCCCUCCUCUUGUGAGGGAAAACUCCCCUUGUGGGGUUUUUCCUUUGGGCACUCGUGCAGCUUCACCCAGCAAGUGGAACACAGAGAGAAGUGAGUGCUGCAGCUGCUGGGGCAGAGCUGAGGUGCCAGCACCCCGAACCCAUGGCAGUGUUCAGUGCAGACCUCUGUGGCUCCAGGACAGCCCUGGUGUUGGGAUAAAUCAGCAGCAAGGAGCAGAGACUCCAAGCCAUUUCUGUAUUCCUUGCUUAUAAUGACAGCAGUCUUGUUAUCAGCAGGCAGUGUAAAACCCCAAAUAUUUAAGCCUCUGGAUGUGUUAGUUAAGGCAGAGUGAAAGGCAUUUUUGUAUCAACAGAUUUUGGGCUUUCACACUAAUUGCAGGGUUAGAGUUGUCUUUGAAAACUGCAUUUCCUCUUCCCUCAUGGAAGGCUGAGCAAGCUGACAUUGGUGGUACACAAGGAGACUUGCAAAACCCAAGGGGGGAGCAGCUUGCUGAUCAUUCCAUCAGGAAAUCAGGCACCCCUGGCUGGAGGAGCAAAUCCCUCGAUGGGGGAGAGCCACGGGCAGAACCCACCAAGGCAAGGCUCACAAUAAAAGCCCCACAGGUCAGGGAACCAAACUGAGCACGUUUCUGCAAAGAUAAACAUUAGCAGGAGCUGCUGCAGGGGGGUGAAUUGGGGUCCUUUGAUGGCUCACCUAACCCACACUGCAGUCUGGGAACUCUGCUUGACGUGGGGCCAGCGAGUCUGUGCGGCAUUGCCUGGGUAAGGAGGAAGAAUGAAAACAAUUCAAGUACAGUUAUGCAGAUUACAUCAGCUGGGCUUGAAAUUGGGCCAGAAACUAGGUUUGUAUCCUUGGACAGCAGAAAGGCUUUGAAGUGUUCAGUGAGAACAAGCACCCAGCUGCUGGUGACGCUCACACGGUGUCACUCGAAUGCGUUACCAGGUACAAACAGCACAAAGAGACGGAAUUAACUCAGCAGUGCUGCCCCCAAAAAUGCAAAAAUCCCUUCCCUGCAGACUGUGUGAAUCACGUUCCCCUGCUGGUCCCGAAAGGGCAGGGCUGGGAGCUGCCACAUGGCAGUGGGUAGCAGAUCUGCAGGCCCCCAGGGCGUGGCUGGAGGGGGAGAUGCUCUCGUGGCUGGGGCUCCCCUGGGCUUUGUGUCAUGACUGAGAUCCUUCCUUGCUCCCAGCUACGAGUGAGUCUGAGCUGACUCUGGAAUUCAGCACAAAUAUUUGAUUUCGCUGUGAUUAAUACACGUGUCCAGGAGUUUGAAAAACUCAAAUUGGUCCCCCCAAAAGGCAAAAUUCUCUUGGAUUGCAUCUAUGCAUCCCUGUUGAUAGCAAUAGACUUUGGAGCAGCUGGUGAAUUAUUAUUAUGCUAAAACAGGAGCUUCAGGGGAGCGAAAUUGAAGUAGCUUCGGAAAAAUACAUUUGAUAAAAAAGUCCCCACCCAGGUUUUGCUUAAUUCACUUGCAGCACAGUAUUUGGGACUGCAGCAGUAUUUUUCUGCUCUCAAUUGCUCAAAAAUGAAAGCAUGUUUUAGUGGAAGUUGUUCUUUCCUGCAGAGAAAUCAGUGAAUGACCCCUGUGCUGUCUCUGCAAGGGCCAGGGUAGGAGCUGAUGGCACACUUGAGUUUCUCCUGUGAGGAGUUAAACCUUUCCUUGGCUCAGCUGGUUCACACCUGGCCUUUAUUCUGUGGGCUUCAAGAAGGACCCUUGUACAUCUGCAAGGAGUUUGGAGCUAGGAAUAACAAAUUUUUCAACCAUUUGCCCUUUCUUAGGUUUCUUGCUCUUGAAGUUGAAUUUUUUUCUCACCUCCCAUCCCAGUGUCAUUUUCACCUGGCGUUGUUAAACAGCACACCUGCAAAUGGUCAUGGAAUUAUGGAGUGGUUUGGGUUGGAAAGGACCUUAAAGUUCUUGUUCCAGCCCCCCUGCCAUGGGCAGGGACAGCUUCCAUUAGGCCAGGUUGCUCCAAGCCCUAUCCUUGGACACUUCUGGGGAUGGGGCAUCAUCACCAAUUAAAAAGUUAACAAAUAACACCCAGAGUUAAGAAUUUAAUAGAGCUGGGAGGUGUUUGUACUCAGGUCAGAGAUUACCUAAAUUGCUUCAGAAACAAGAAAUUAACUGAAUCAUCAGUGCAGGUUAUUUGGAUAACUGCAUUUGUACAUGGCUCACUUGCUGGUAAAUAUGUAAAUACUCCUGUGUUUGUACCCGUGUCCCCUCAGAGGAAGCAUGGGCAGGUUCAGAGCCAGGAGGGAGCUCAGCUCCACUCCCUGCUCUGCCUCUGCCUCCCCCUUGACCUUGGGCAAGUCACUCAGCCUCUCGAAUGCCUCAGUUUCCCCAUCUGUAAAAUAGGGAUAAUAAUACUUACCUACCUCGCAGGGGGGGUUAGUUCAUUGUUGAUAAGCACUUUGCAAUUUAAAGGCGCUAUAUACAGUACGUAGUUAACGUUGGUAGCAGUAGUAUGUACUCUUAUUUUCUUACAACUAAUUCAGGUUAGGAUUUAACUGUUAUGUCUGUUAUGAUAAUUUUCCAUGUAGGAAACUCGCAUGGUUUCCCCAUGAAGGGAAUUUAGGGGACUUCUGCAGCAGACAGAGAGCAGGAGCAGCAUACCCUGGAAGCCUAAAUUCUGACACCUUUGCUUUUGUGAUUUAUGCCUCACCUCAAAUGUCACCUUCCUGUAUUUGUGUUCCACCCCUUUCCCCACAGCCCAUGUAACAUGAUUUUUAGCAGAAACAGCCACUGUAAAUAUUAAGAGUAUUUAAAUAAAUAUAUUAAUGUAUGACUAUAAACCCUUACCUUUGAAAGAGGUUAAAAUUGGUUGGUACAACAGGAUUCUAAGCCCAGGGGGGCUCCACAGGCAGCUCAGCCCUGGAGCACACCAGGGUAGGGCUAUAGGGAAAUUUCACAUCGUCACCUCUGUGAUGACCUCUUCUCACCCCAUCACUGGCAAGGGCAGCUCACCUGGGUGUCACAGGAGGACAAGGGAGGCUGUGACUGGAGCAGGGUGGCCCUGCUGCCUGGUCUGCCCCAGGAGAGGGGACAGCAGCUCUGGGCACCCACCCAGGCAGCAGAGGGUAGCCAACACCGUGGCUGCUGGAGGAGCCUGGACAGCUGGACACUGUCCCCUGCGUCCCUGGGAGGAGCUCCUCACCCAGGUUUCUCUGUACAAUGUGUUUAAUUAGUGUUCACUGUAGAUAAAGGUCUUUGGUUUGAGCAAGAGGAGCUUUAAGAGGGGACUGGCAGGGCAAGGGCACUCUGAGCUCCCUGCCAGGGACAGGAGCACAUGCAGGUCCCUGCACUGGGGACCUGGAUGCUAGUGACAGGGAUAUCUGGACAGUGAGCAGCAGUGUAAGCAAGGAUCUGAAUCACCUCUGGGGUUUCUAGCAGCUGGAAACCACCCAAGCACUCACUGCUCUCAUACCAGGAUGUGUUUGUCCCGUUUCCCUUCCCAGCUUUGCUUUGGUGUUACUCCUUUCCUUUCCAAAGGACCAAAAUCCCAAAGAAAAGCAUGUUUCAGUUAACCAGGAGGAGUUCAGUGAUGGUUCAGCUCUCUUUUAACCAGUCAGCUCCUCCUGCAGUGCCCAACCCUGUCCCACAGGCAGGCAAAGUUCUGUGCAGCCUCCGAGGCUGAUUCCCAAAGGAUCAGGAACCCCCUCCCACCUCUGCUGCGAUUCCACACACAGAAUGGCAAAAAUCCAUCAAAACCAUCCCAGCCACCAGGGCUGCCUCGAGUUUAUGAGAGUUGGGUGUUAACUGAGACCUCCAGGAGGUGUUCUUGGGAUGGGGGCACCUCCAGGCCCCUGGCA